Messenger RNA from Anastrepha obliqua, 719 nucleotides. RefSeq names its product cytochrome c oxidase subunit 5A, mitochondrial-like. Bases 89 to 541 code for a protein of 150 amino acids. The transcript is spliced from 2 exons. Lineage: Eukaryota; Metazoa; Arthropoda; Insecta; Diptera; Tephritidae. Gene Ontology annotation, cellular component: mitochondrial inner membrane. Gene Ontology annotation, biological process: mitochondrial electron transport, cytochrome c to oxygen. The record is from RefSeq and is a predicted model, not a curated record.
UUUUACAUUUUGAUUUGGUACUUUUUAUGACUUUUUCGACAGUUUGUGAAUUACUCCUCGUUGUCUUCUUCGCUUAGAAAAAAAGAAAAUGCUUCGAGUCGCUUCUGGACAAGUUGCUAACGUGUUGCGUGGUGCCAUAGGCCUAUCUGGUCGUGUUGCCUCCGUCGGCUCGGUCCGUGCUUCACAUGGCGAGGAAAAUGAAGAAGUUUUCAACAAGCGCUACGAAGAUUAUUUCAACCGCAAAGAUAUCGAUGGCUGGGAGAUUCGCAAAGGAAUGAAUGACUUGUUAGGCAUGGAUUUAGUGCCUGAACCCAAGAUCAUUGAAGCUGGUCUUCGUGCUUGUCGCAAGGUGAACGACAUUGCUUUGGCCAUUAGAUGGUUGGAAGGCUGCAAAGACAAAUGCGGUGACCAAGAGAGUACCAUCUAUCCCUACCUCAUCCAAAGCAUUCGUCCCACAUUGGAUGAAUUAGGCGUGCCAACACCGGAAGAAUUGCACUAUGAUAAGCCCGAGUUGGCCUUGAAAACUGUCUACGACUUGUAAAUUAUGGGCCCUAUCAGUUUAGUAAAAGAUUAAAGUGAUGCGAGUUAAACAGAAUUGUUUCCAUUAAGAUAAAAAAUGUGCUGUAAGGAAUGUUCAUUUAAUUUUUGUUUUGAACAUUCGCUUAAUAAAUGUGUUGGAUUAAAGAGCUGCCGACAAUGCGAAAAACAUUAACGAAAAA